AUGAUGGGCGACCUGCCAGCUGAUCGCACAACCUUCACCAGGCCCUUCACCGUCGUAGGCGUCGACUUUGCAGGCCCCUUCGAUGUGAAGAAUUACGCCGGACGUGCCUGCCGCAUUACAAAGGGGUACGUCUGCGUGUUUGUGUGCUUUAGCACCAAGGCUAUCCAUCUCGAGGCCACGUCCGACUUAACCACCGAAAAAUUCUUAGCGGCGUUCUCCCGCUUGGUGGCUCGGCGUGGAUGUCCGCAGAAGAUUUACUCCGACAACGGGAAAACGUUUGUCGGAGCCACAAAGACUUUAUCGCGAGACUUUGUGGAAUCACUCCGAUCCGAGGUGCUUGCAAAGCACUCUCUCCAUAGCCUAUCCUGGCAUUUCAAUCCACCGAGCGCACCACAUAUGGGCGGCUUGUGGGAAGCAGGGGUGAAGAGUUUCAAGGCCCUGUUCUAUAAAUCCACUGCCACGACGAAAUAUACUUUCGAGGAGCUUUCGACCCUCUUGGCAAGAAUAGAAGGCUGCCUCAACUCGAGACCGAUAGCACUCAUGUCCGAGGAUUCCACCGAUCUACAAGCCCUUACUCCAGGACACAUCCUAGUCGGUGGCCCUCUUAUAACCAUUACUGAGCCCAGAAUUACGCAAGAUGCGAUGUCUAUCCUGAAUCGCUGGCAGCGACUUAAGGCUCUUCACCAACAAUUUUGUUUUCGUUGGAAAGAAGAGUAUCUUAAGGAGCUGCACAAACGUAAUAAAUGGCACUUCGCACAACGUGACUUGAAGGUCGGCGACAUGGUCAUCGUGAAAGACGACAAUGUCGCCAUCAACGAGUGGCGGCUCGGCCGUGUCCACCUCACGCACCCAGGAGAUGAUGGGAAGGUCCGAGUGGCGGACAUUCUCACCUCCCGGGGCAUCGUCCGUAGACCCGUCCAUAAGUUAGUCAUCCUACCAACGGACGAUAAUACCCCUGUGAUGUCCAACUAA
Messenger RNA from Drosophila mojavensis, 972 nucleotides. RefSeq lists its product as uncharacterized. The record is from RefSeq and is a predicted model, not a curated record. Gene Ontology annotation, molecular function: nucleic acid binding. Gene Ontology annotation, biological process: DNA integration. The transcript has a single exon. The coding region runs from base 1 to 972 and encodes 323 amino acids. Lineage: Eukaryota; Metazoa; Arthropoda; Insecta; Diptera; Drosophilidae.